AAAGUUAUACAGUUGGCAGCUCUAGCAGCUGUCAAACAGGUUUCCAUUCAUUAUCAGAGUUCUCACCUAAUCAUCGGUCGGUGUGUCAUUUAUACGAUUGUGUAUAUUUCCAAUUACCCAGCAUUUCACGUUUGUUUUUUCCCCUCGCUGGGAUGUUUACAAACUAAUCUGCCAACGUCGCGAUUCACCUUGCUUUCGGGAAGCAUCCAUCGCCGUACCGUUGCAGUACUAGAACAACGCAAUAAGUCGGAUGUAAAACGACACCAUGUCGCUCCGCAAUGGUGUUCACGUACGCUGGGCCUUUGACCUAGCUAGUUGGCGACCGAGCUUGACGGAUAUGCUGCUGGCGACGGCAUGCAUCCAGCCGGAGGAGAAGGCCCGGCUGGCGAAAUUUGUAUUUCGCGAUGAUUUCAACGCUUCGCUGAUCGGGCGGUUGAUGAUGCGCCGGUUCGUCCAUCUGGCUACUGGGCUGCAGUACGAUGAGAUCCAGUUCGAUCGAGAUCUGAAGGGCAAACCGUUCCUGAAGAACGAAGGCUACGUGAUCGAUUUCAACGUGUCACAUCAGGGGCGUUAUUCGGUGCUGGCAGGGCUGGUGACAGCUGGGGAUGGGUUGACAGAUGGACGGGUGGCAAAGAUAGGUGUUGAUGUGAUGAAAAUUGAGUACAGCGGAGGAAAACCGUUGGGGGAGUUCUUCAGGCUGAUGAAUCGAAACUUUUCCGAUGACGAGUGGCGGUAUAUAAAGGGGCAAUCGAGCGAAUCGGAACAGUUGCAGGCAUUUAUGCGAAAUUGGUGUUUGAAGGAGAGCUAUGUUAAAAACAUUGGCGUUGGGAUUACGGUUGAUUUGAGGAAGAUAAGCUUCUCGAUCGGAGGCAAGGUGCUAGAUACAACGAAAGUUGUCUGUGAUAGUAAGCUGACGCUGAAUGAUGAGCUGCUAAGGAACUGGCGUUUCGAAGAAUCUCUGAUCGAUAAAGAUCACUGCGUGGCGGUUGCUUUGGAGAAUUUUGCUCUCGAUACCGAUCUGACAGAGAACUGUUUCGAAAUUAUUGGUUUUGACACACUGGUGGAAGGGCAUAAGCCGCUUUUGGCAAUCGACGAAAACUACUGUGGUGGUAUUAUUAAUAAGGAAUAUAAGAGAGCUAAAUAAAGAUGAUUUAUAUAACAUUCUAUA
Molecule: messenger RNA, 1168 nt
Organism: Armigeres subalbatus
Lineage: Eukaryota; Metazoa; Arthropoda; Insecta; Diptera; Culicidae
Product: L-aminoadipate-semialdehyde dehydrogenase-phosphopantetheinyl transferase
Exons: 1
Coding region: 266-1144 (292 amino acids)
Cellular component (GO): cytosol
Molecular function (GO): magnesium ion binding; holo-[acyl-carrier-protein] synthase activity
Source: RefSeq, a predicted model, not a curated record